UUGCUGGAACAUGAUUUUAUUUGAAUUUUAGCAUAUUUUUUGAGCCAAAAUUAACCAUUUUUGAUUGAAUAAUCAAUCAAUUCCAAUGAAAAUGUCUUCCAGAUCAACAUUAUCGAUGAUUGAUUCAUCAGAAGAAUCAAGCUCUCAGCAACAACAAUCGGAUCAUCCACAACGUCCAAAACGUUUAGCAGCUCAAAGAGCUAAAGUAUAUCUAAAUGAUAAUCUUGAUCAUUGGAAUGAAGAACGUGCCCUGCAAAAAGCAUUGGAGGCAAGUUUAGUCGAUGAAGCGGCAAGAAUCAGUUUCCAAUUACAACAAAAUCAAUUCACCGAUACCGAACAAGAAGAGAAUAGCAGUGAUAGUGAAUCCAGUAAUAGCAGCGACUAUACAACGGCAACAACAACCAAUUCAAUCACUAGUGAUCAAGAAACAAUGGGUCCAAGACAAAGUCAACAACCAAAACAGAAUGGUGGAGCUAGCCACAUUAAAUCAUCGACAACAAAAAAGACCAAAAUUGGAUCAAAAUUAGUUAGAAAUCAAACAACAUCAACGACCAAUAAAAAGAAUAACAAAAAAACUAAUCCAUCCAAAUCAAAUAAUAAUCGUACAUCAUCAACAGCGACCAUAAUGAAUGGUAAAACGAGAUCGACAAUUGGAAAAUCAUCUCGAAAAAUUGAUGAUUCAAUAACAACAAAUAAUAAAAAAAAUGCUGUGCAAAAUAGAAAAACGAAUUUUGGAAGUAAACACGGUGCUGGAUCAUCAUCAUUCGAUUCUUGUGAACAUCACCGUCAACAGAUUGUCCAAUCCGAUACUGAUGAUGAUGAUGGUGACGAUGACGACCAAGACGAUGAUGAUGAUGAUGAGGAAAUAAAAAUGUCGCUUAAUCGUCGAAAUAAUCUUACUGAAAUGGAAGAUGAUAAGGGUGAUGGUGGCGAAGAAAAGCCGCAAACAAAAUAUCUGAAUGAUGUACAUAUCCGUCGUACGGUUGCAGCGCAACGUAAAUUUGCCAUCAAUUCAAUCGUCUAUCAAUUGGCUAAUCAAAAACUAUCAUCCACAUCGCCUCCACCGCCAUCCUCAUCAUUAAUUAAUCAAAAUAAUCAAAUGGUCAAUAUCGAGCAGAGAUUGGAAAAGAAAUUCGAAUUGUUUCCCAACAAAUUGAUCAAUUCGAAUGAUUUUGUCACAUGGAUGUGUCACGUUGAUGUUGAUGACCUGUUUCGUAGCAAUCAAUUGAUUGAAUUCCCACGUACAUAUCGUUAUCGUGAUAUCUAUCCACGUGAUUAUGCUAUGGGCAAAUAUCAUGAUGUUAAUGACAGUAAUGAUGAUGAUUAUGAUCAACAAACGGAUUCGGAUUCAGACGACCAAGACGAUUCGUCCGAUACCGAUUCGGAUUCGGAUGAUAACAAUGAAAGCGAAAACAAUGAUGAUGACGACGAUAAUGUUGUUCUAAUCGAAUCAAAGCCAAACAAAUCUAAUUCCCGAAAUAAUAAUCGGCAACGUCAAUCGUCGACUAGAACCUUGACUCGACAAUCGGGUAGAAAGCAAGGUGAUACUAAUGCUAAUAAUGUCAAAUCCAAUCGAUUGAAUCGUCGUGCCAAACCGACAACGAUUGUUGAUUUUUUAUCCGAAGAUUCCUCUUCAUUUUCUGUUGAUGAUACCGUCAAAGAAGAACGAAACAAUGACCAUGAUGAUGAUGAGAAGCCUGUCAAGUUGGAACCUCGCAUAACACGCUCGAAUAGAAAAAUUGAACCGGAUAAAAGCAGCAAGACUAUGGAACGGGCCAAGAAGAAAAAACAAUCGCCCAAAAGAUCGGACCGUAAAAUUGAAACCGAAGAGAUUAGAGAACGCGCACUGCAAUAUUAUACCGAUCUGAGGUAUCGCAUGAAAGAUAUCGAAAAUAAAUAUCAACAAUCCAGAUAUCAACGUUGUGAUCGUAAUAACAAUCCCGCUUCCAUCAUCCACCAGCCAUCCUCUUCAUCAUCAUCAUUAUCAUUGAAUAAACAACCAGGUCUAAAACGCCCACAAUGUACAUCGAUUUCAUUUUCUUCAACAUCAUCAUCAUCGUCGUCGUCGUCAUCAAGUUCAUCGUCGAAUGAUGAUUCCGACGAUAUGGAUGAACAGAAGCCGAAAAUAUCACAUCGACAACAACAGCAGCGUGGCAGAUCAUCAUCAACAGCUGAGGAUAACGCAGCGGCAACUGUCAAUUCAUUGCGACGUAUCAAGACGUUACGACGAGCCGUUAUGCGAAAAAUGAUGACAGACAACAACGAUAAUCAAAUGCAAAAAUCAAAACGAAAAACUAAACGUUCCACUCUGAAUCAAUUGAAGAAGGAAACUGAUUCAGCCCAACAACAACAAGCAUCAUCGUCAUCAUCGUUCGAUAUUCGAACCAGAGCGUCGAUGCGUCGUACGCGACAAAGUCAAUCACAGCAUAAGAACCGUUCGAAGAAUAAUUUCCUAUAUCGACAAUAUGAUGGUAAUGAUAAUGAUGAUAGCUGUAGUAACCAACAAUCCAUUGACUCAUCACAUUCAACCACCCAAUCUAAUAAUAAUAUUGCCGAAGCUAACUAACACUAUUUACCAUUCAUACACAGAUUCUAAUCUUUCUUUCGUUUUUCCUUUUUUCUUUUUUCCCUUUCAUUCACGAAUUUCAAGUUGAUUUAUAAAAACAUUCAACAUUUUGCUGAUUGUUGCGGAUUUUUAAAUUGUUGUUAUCUGUUGUUUGAAUUUGUUCUGCUGAUCCAAUCAAAAUAAAAACUGAAAUUACCCAAACUAACAUUUUUCACUUUUUUCUAAAAAUGAUUUAGCUCGUCAAUCUAAACGUAGUCGUUACAUACUAACAUUUCGACCACCAAAACGACCUUCACGACAAGCAUCGAAGCAAAAAUGCGAGCAAAUCAGUGAUGAAAUUGACAGCAAAU
Dermatophagoides pteronyssinus (European house dust mite) is the source of this 2916-nucleotide messenger RNA. RefSeq lists its product as uncharacterized. The record is from RefSeq and is a predicted model, not a curated record. NCBI's taxonomy places the organism in Eukaryota, Metazoa, Arthropoda, Arachnida, Sarcoptiformes, Pyroglyphidae.